This is a messenger RNA of Gadus chalcogrammus (walleye pollock), 711 nucleotides long. RefSeq names its product V-set and transmembrane domain-containing protein 2-like protein (gene vstm2la). The record is from RefSeq and is a predicted model, not a curated record. The transcript has 5 exons. NCBI's taxonomy places the organism in Eukaryota, Metazoa, Chordata, Actinopteri, Gadiformes, Gadidae. Bases 1 to 711 code for a protein of 236 amino acids.
AUGUUCACGGAGGUGCCCCGGGACGUGUGGGCCCUCGGGGGCCAGGACGUGGAGAUGGCCUGCUCCUUCAGAGGGGCCGGGACCCCCUCCUACUCCCUGGAGAUCCAGUGGUGGUACAUCAGGAACCGCCCUGAUUGGACGGACAGCCAGCCGUGGUCGACCAAUGAGGUUUCUCCAGGAGAGGGACUGCCCAAGGAUGCCACCAAGAUAAGCGUGGUGAAGGUCGCCGGUAGCAACAUCUCCCACAAGCUCCGCCUCUCGUCGGUGCGGCCGCGGGACGAGGGGACGUACGAGUGCCGCGUCAUCGACUUCAGCGACGCGGCCGGCGCGCGCCACCACCGCGCCCGGGCCUACCUGCAGGUGGCGCCGCAGGGCCGCGCCCGCCACGACCACGACGCCGGCGGGGGCACGGGACGCAGCCGUCCAAUCACGGACAAGGUCAGCAUGCCCGGGACAAAGGUCACGCCCAGGGUCACCAAGACCACGGUCCCCAUGCCCGGAACCAGGGUCAGCAUGCCGGGGACAAAGGUCACGCCCCGGGACUGGGUCACCGGGACCAGCAUGCCCAGGAUCAUGGUCCCCAUAGCCGGGACCAGGGGACCCCAGGCCCGGCCCCAGCAGCAGAGUCAGGCGGACGGCGAGCCGGGCGCGGGACCCGGGGGACGGGACGUCCUGAGGGACUGCCUCAACGAGCCGCGCUGCGUACCCUAG